Carica papaya (papaya) is the source of this 1103-nucleotide messenger RNA. Its product is annotated as Ribosomal protein L14p/L23e family protein. Gene Ontology annotation, molecular function: structural constituent of ribosome; large ribosomal subunit rRNA binding. Gene Ontology annotation, cellular component: ribosome; mitochondrial large ribosomal subunit. The record is from RefSeq and is a predicted model, not a curated record. Lineage: Eukaryota; Viridiplantae; Streptophyta; Magnoliopsida; Brassicales; Caricaceae. Gene Ontology annotation, biological process: translation.
ACCCUUCGGUGAAUAAGUUUAUUAUGAAAAACCCAAGAGACUUCUAAAUAAUACUCUCGUAACACUCUGCAAGUUUUCCCCAACAGUAAGAAUGGCCACUUCCAUAUCUCGGAUCUCCAGGAGUAGCCCCGUCGCUAGGGCGGCUGCCGGCCUAAUUCGUUGCGGCUUUGCAACCGAGGGGACGAAGACUAUAACUCCGUCCGCGGAUAUGAUCAAAUGGGAUUACAUGUGCCAGAUGCAGAUGAUGCCGCUCGGUCAAUCGGCUCCUAAGGUCACUAUUGAUGCCCGGUCGUCUCCUACAGCAGGACGUUCAUUGUUUGGUGGCCUCAGCAACAGUUUUUCUGGUUUCCUGAACCCAUCAAGGGAAAUGACAAUGGCAUGCAGCAAUUUCUUGCAUCAGCAACAAAGGACAUUCAUACAAAUGAGGACAGUUCUGAAAGUUGUCGAUAACUCGGGGGCAAAGAAAGUGAUGUGCAUUCAGGCUUUGAAGGGAAAGAAAGGGGCGAGAUUGGGGGACACAAUUAUUGCAUCAGUGAAGGAAGCAAUGCCUAAUGGAAAAGUAAAGAAAGGUAAAGUUGUGUAUGGUGUGGUUGUGCGUGCUGCCAUGCAGCGGGGACGUUGUGAUGGGAGCGAGGUGAAGUUUGAUGACAACGCAGUCGUGCUGGUUGACAAGCAAGGCCAACCAAUCGGAACCAGAGUAUUUGGGCCAGUUCCUCAUGAGCUAAGGCAGAAAAAGCAUAUCAAAAUCCUUUCUUUAGCACAACAUAUUGCCUGAGGUAUGGAUUUCGUGUUUUAAAAACGAAAAAUAGGGUUAGAAUUGGAAAUUUCGAGCAAGAUCGAUUAGGAGGAAAAAAAAACAGAGAGAUGAAAAAAAAAAGGGCUUUUGAAGACUUACCUCAACAUGAGCCCAACACAUCCUUUUUCAGACUACGAACAAGUGAUGUUCUUCCUGGAUUUCAUUCUUUUUAUUAGAACAUCCCUUCAAAUGAAAUCUUGAUCACCGAUGAAAAUGCUAGUGAUUUCUUGAUUAGUUUAUGGAUUAUCAAUUGAAGAUUCCCUGCUUAUAUAAUGGGUAUCUGACUAAACACCUUAUCGGUAUGAAA